Alnus glutinosa is the source of this 1057-nucleotide messenger RNA. Its product is annotated as precursor of CEP9-like. NCBI's taxonomy places the organism in Eukaryota, Viridiplantae, Streptophyta, Magnoliopsida, Fagales, Betulaceae. The transcript has a single exon. Gene Ontology annotation, biological process: root development; regulation of root development; nitrate import. Gene Ontology annotation, molecular function: hormone activity. Gene Ontology annotation, cellular component: extracellular region. The record is from RefSeq and is a predicted model, not a curated record. The coding region runs from base 81 to 851 and encodes 256 amino acids.
CUCUCCCUCUCUGUCCUUCAUCUCCUCCUCCCUCUUCCUACCUGACUUCUCUGAAGAUCUUCAUCUACUUUCCUUCACAAAUGGCAAAUUUCCAAGCCAUGUAUAAAUGUAUCAUUCUUCUUGCACUAGUUGCUUGUCAUGGAUUUUUCGUUAUCGAAGGAAGGAAAAUGAAGUCAACAAAACAAAAGAAAGAAAUCUCCACGCCCAUGAUACCAAAUUACAACUUUAGCUUCCGUGGCUCAAAUGUUGUGCACAAAGAUGAUUUCCGACCAACAACACCAGGCAACAGCCCUGGUGUCGGCCACUCUUUUCCACUUGAUGAUCAAGCAGAUAUGGAACCAAAGGCACUAAGCAAGAGGACGACAGAUGUUAGACAUUCUCUUACAGGAUUCAAAAAUGGUCGCCGGCCGCCCACAGCACCCGGACACAGCCCCGGUGUUGGCCACUCUUUUCCUCUCCUUGAAGAAGAUGUUGAAGAAAGUAAGAGCCCAGAAGUUAGUCAUUCUGUUACAGGAUUUAUAGAUGCUCACCGUCCCACAGCUCCCGGACACAGCCCCGGUGUUGGCCACUCUUUUCCUUUCCUUGAAGAAGAUGUUGAAGAAAGUAAGAGCCCAGAAGUUAGUCAUUCUGUUACAGGAUUUAUAGAUGCUCACCGUCCCACAGCUCCCGGACACAGCCCCGGUGUUGGCCACUCUUUUCCUUUCCUUGAAGAAGAUGUUGAAGAAAGUAAGAGCCCAGAAAUAAGUCAUUCUGUUACAGGAUUCAUAGAUGCUCACCGUCCCACAGCUCCCGGACACAGCCCUGGUGUUGGCCAUGUUCUUCAAAACAAAAAUACAGAACCAAAUGCGUAGACAUGUACGUACUGACACAACUAGGUUAUUUAAUAUUUGGUCACUCAUGUUGUUCAAAGAUUGUAAAGAGCAUAAGUCUUAUUGUUUUUUAAUUUCAUGCUUUCAACAGUCUCUUCAUGCAGACUGGAUGUCGAUCGUAUGUAUAUUAAACUUUCUAUGCAAGCUGUCAUGAUCUUAAGGUUGUUUCCCUGCAAUAUUUGCAUAGU